CUUUACUCUUGCGAUUUUCGUCAUCCCACCCGAACCGUUCCUCAAAGACUAUGCCAAUCGCGAUACCAGCCGCUCAAUCAUCCUCUACAGCUUCCCCCAAUGCCCGCGCUCCGGUAGUCCCUCCCGCCCCGCGCAACCCCGUCCGCCUCUCCGUCGCAGCGCGCGACCACCCUCAACCGUCCGCUGGUCCCAGCACUGCCAGCUCUACCCCCGUCCACACUACCUCAGUUCCCUCAGGAAAUAAUAGCAUAGCCCCAGCUGGUGGAGAAGAUGCUGAAGCUCUUAAACGUGCUGCUGUCAGGAAAGCUCAGUUACAACGACGAGUUGAGAGAUGGAUGGAUAAGCUUAUGGAAGAGACUGUUGAUCGGGCUACGUUUAAAAAGACUGUUUCGCACUUCACUCCGCCCCAAUAUCUCGAAAUAACCCACGAACGCCACCUUAACUCCCUCUGCUCCUACCCCGUCUGCCCCAACCCGCCUUACCGACCCUACUCAUCAUCAAGACGCUUUGUCAUCUCGACCCGUGCGAGAACAAUCAAACCCAAAGAGGGAAACGAGGAAGAGGGAUAUUGUUCAAAGAAGUGCAGAGCAAGAAGUGGGUGGGUUGAAGGUAAAUUGGAUAAGGAGGCGGUGUGGUUACGAGGUAAAGUGGAAGAUGUAGAAUUACUCGAAGAGCUAGAAGAGAGAGGGGAGGUGAAUUUGGAAGCAAUAACGAAGGAGGAACCAAAAACGACCAGUCGAAAAGAGUCGACAGCUAGAGCUACUCCCUCACCCGUCCCAAAGCCUGCUCUGCCCACCAAGCAGAUCAUAUCCAACCCCAAACAACCUCUUGCCAGCGAGGUUUUAGUACCCGCUCCAUCAGCAAAUGUUGUCACCUCUUUGAUCGAAUCUCUGACAAUCCACGAGCGUCCCGUUCCCUCCGUCGCUCCUGCUCCCCCAUCGCUCUCUGGACCAGUGGAUCAUUCCACCUCAUCCCACGCGCCUCCAGCGGUCGAACCGCAACCGCUACCCUUACCCCAGCCUCAGCCACAACCUUCUCUCUCUUCCCAUGCCCGCAGGAACCCGAACUCGCUCCUCUCCCCCUCGUCCACCCUCACUCGCUCGCUUCUUUCUGCUACCAACUCUAUCCCCGCCGCCGCUAUCUCUCAAUCAUCGCCGAAUGGCGACGAUAGCGAGGAGGAAGAAAGCGAAGCAAGUGAAUGGGAAAAGGAGAUGAGAUUUGGGGAGGAGACAGAGGAGGUGAAGGGCUGGUUUGAGGAGGCGAUGGCUGCUAGAGAGAUGUUGGGAGACAAAGAAGAGACAGAGGAAUAAGGGUAAAUGACGAGACCUAUCAUAUGGUGUUUUGCCCAAGAUCGAGCGGGAACGGAUGCAGUGCACCUUAAUGAUGAUGAUCCUGGUACAUCUGGCUGCAUCAUUAUGAUUAGAUGUCAGUCUAUGGCUGGUACUUUAAAAGGACAGUCUUGAGCGGAAUCGUCAACAAUAGCGUGAAGCUGGCACCAAACACUGACAAACAUGAAAGAAGCUGAACAAGGUCGGCUAAACACUUUCGCCAAAAUUCUAUGUAAUAAGGACUCGGACUAAAAACCCAUUCUAUUUCUCUUUGAAAACCCCAACCAGUAGGUUGAGAAAAAUAUCUCGCAUGCCUUUUUGACUCCUCACGAGAGGUAAAGCAAGUGUGAAAAACCUGAAGCAGUUAGUUGUUACAUUGUCUUGACGAAAGCUCAUGGAGCCAAUAAGAAGAUGGAAUAGUGGCGGGAUCCCCCGUUUGAAGGCUGACUGAGGUCGAAGGGAAUGGAUGAUAAGAGGAAUGGCUGAUGGAGUCUGUAAAGACGGCCAGAACGCUAGACUUCUGCUUUAUAAGCUACUAUUGACCAAGAUAUGCAAGUCGCCACCGGGUUGCGCCAGUCUGCGCAUGAAAAGAGUAUAUUUUCACAUGU
Molecule: messenger RNA, 1936 nt
Organism: Cryptococcus deneoformans JEC21
Lineage: Eukaryota; Fungi; Basidiomycota; Tremellomycetes; Tremellales; Cryptococcaceae
Exons: 2
Coding region: 51-1310 (419 amino acids)
Cellular component (GO): nucleus; cytoplasm
Molecular function (GO): RNA polymerase II CTD heptapeptide repeat phosphatase activity; RNA polymerase core enzyme binding
Source: RefSeq, a predicted model, not a curated record